AUGUGGUCCAAAUGUCACUCCAGUUCACAGUACAGCUUUACUCACAGACACGCAGGGGCUGGAGGUAGUGCUGGGGGUAGGAGACCGCUGCACCGUCACCAGAGCCAUCGUUUCCCGCUGGUCAGGCCCGAACUGCGGUCACCUCAGCCACAAGAACCCCUGGAUGAGCAUGUUAUGGCGGCUUCAUCUCUCCUGGGAGAUGAGGGAUGGGGGUGCGAUCUCAGCGCUGGGGGAAGAGAGGAGUCAGGAGAGGGUCAGUGCAAUGAGGUUAUAGGAUAUGGGAAGGAUGUGCUCAUGUGGCAUCAUUAG
Messenger RNA from Knipowitschia caucasica, 309 nucleotides. Lineage: Eukaryota; Metazoa; Chordata; Actinopteri; Gobiiformes; Gobiidae. The record is from the annotation of a GenBank genome assembly.